Bufo gargarizans (Asiatic toad) is the source of this 625-nucleotide messenger RNA. Its product is annotated as NACHT, LRR and PYD domains-containing protein 9-like. NCBI's taxonomy places the organism in Eukaryota, Metazoa, Chordata, Amphibia, Anura, Bufonidae. The record is from RefSeq and is a predicted model, not a curated record. The transcript is spliced from 5 exons. The coding region runs from base 163 to 624 and encodes 153 amino acids. Gene Ontology annotation, cellular component: cytoplasm. Gene Ontology annotation, molecular function: protein binding.
CCCUUUUAUAACUGCUUCGGAUUCCGGAUAUCCAGUUUAGGUAAUAAUGGUCUACCAGACACUUCCUGCAUCCAGUUGGCAUCUGUAAUAAGGAAUAACCCGUCCCUGAAAAGACUUAAUCUGUCUGGUAACCGUCUGUCUGGUCCUCACUUCAGUGACUUGAUGGAGGCUCUGUCCAGUCCGACCUGCAGAAUAGAGGCAUUAAAUUUGUAUGAUAAUCGUCUACCAGACACUUCCUGCAUCCAGUUGGCAUCUGUAAUAAGGAAUAACCCGUCCCUGAAGGUACUUAACCUUUAUGGUAACCGUCUGUCUGGUCCUCACUUCAGUGACUUGAUGGAGGCUCUGUCCAGUCCGGCCGGCAGGAUAGAGGAAUUACUUUUGGGUAAUAAUGAUCUACCAGACACUUCCUGCAUCCAGUUGGCAUCCGUAAUAAGGAAUAACCCUUCUCUGAAGAUACUUGUCCUGUCUGGUAACCGUCUGUCUGGUCCUCACUUCAGUCACUUGAUGGAGGCUCUGUCCAGUCCGGCCUGCAGGAUAGAGGAAUUACAUAUGCUUGGCAAUGGAUUACCUGGAGCCAUAAAAAAACUGGAAGAGCAGAAACCAAAUAUGAAGAUAUAUUACUGAA